Molecule: messenger RNA, 5249 nt
Organism: Nilaparvata lugens (brown planthopper)
Lineage: Eukaryota; Metazoa; Arthropoda; Insecta; Hemiptera; Delphacidae
Product: inositol polyphosphate-4-phosphatase type I A
Exons: 20
Coding region: 789-4073 (1094 amino acids)
Cellular component (GO): cytoplasm
Molecular function (GO): phosphatidylinositol-3,4-bisphosphate 4-phosphatase activity
Source: RefSeq, a predicted model, not a curated record
AGGAAUAUUUAUUAAAUACAGAAACUUGAAAAUUGCUGUGAAAGAGUUAUGAUAUUGUUUCUAGUGCAGUUGAAUUUCUGAUGAAGCGAUAAAACUUUUGUAAAUGUGGUGAACGAAAGACGCAUGAUCUGUUCGUGAAGCAUGGUGUCCGGCUGGUCUUGCAACUUGCAACUCGAUGUUGUUCGUGUGACUGUUGACCAGCGUUUCUCUUUUCGGGCGUUGAGAGGCAUAAGAGGUUCCCGGUACACUGCAGUGUCUAACAAGGUGGUGGAUCCCAGGGUACAUCCACUUGAGGGACUUGUGUGACACCUUCUAAACGUUCCAGGAAAAGAUAGAGACUGCAAAAAGGGCAAAAGGUCUAAGGGCCUUCGAGAGCUCAGCUGCUAUAGCGGAACCAGCAAAGUGAUAUUACUAGCUCUAUCUAGUCUUGAAUCGCCCAAUUAAAACAACAAGAGAUUUUAUUAGACUGGUAUUGUUAGGAAUUGAAAAGAUAAUUCGUAGCGCAAUUCAAGACAACUGUAUCUUCUAUCUAAUGAUUCAACUUUGAGAGAUGGUGUAGGCUCAGGGGCAACCUCUUAUUCUACUUCAAGUCGAGAGACCAGUGGUCAGAGCCAUUGGGAGUUGUCAUACUUGAGCAAUGCACCAUCAAGAUUGAUACACCGUCAACCGAGGGCCCGUUUGGAUUCAGCCUAGUGUUUGAUGGCGGCCUAAGCCAGCACAUAGCGGCGCACUCGGAGCAGGAACGCGACGCGUGGCUGGAGGCGAUUCAGCUGGGCAGCUACGAGAGCAUGAGGUCACAGCUGUUGGCGCUGCAGCAGCGCAUCGAGCUGCAGCGAGGUCACGACCCCGACCUCGACAUACAGAUGUGGCGGCUGCGUCGCAACCAACAUCUCGAUCCUUGCGAGCUUCCCCUAUGUGAGAUAUCCUUGGCCUGUGAUAACUUAUUAUGUGAUGCAAACGGUCGACCCCCAAAUCCAGUUGUUUUAAUUCAAGUCUUCCUUCCUCAAGAGGAUGUUCUGCUCAAGUAUGCUAAGACUGAAGUGUUUGAGAAAAGCAGUAACCCCAAUUUUCUCAAUACAGUACGAUUUCGAGCUAGUGAUGGCUUGACGUCAGACUCUCGAAUACGAUUUAUUGCCUACGAUGUUUGUGAACCUGUCUCUCAAACUGCCACUCCGAUUGGAAGCUGUACGUUGGUACUUGGUGCUCUCCAGGAGUCGGAAAGAAUUCGAAUUCCUUUGAAAUCGAGCUCUUCAUCGACGGUUGGGUUUCUCAGCCUGAAUAUCUGGUCUCUGGAAAGAGAGGACAACAAUAAUCCCAGCACUGAGUCGACGCCCUGUCGAAUACCGCUGCAAAAUGAUAAGGAUACCAGCUCAGUUUAUUGUCAUCGAAGAUCUCAAUCACUGCCGCCUAGAUUAGGAACGAAACUGAAACUACCUCAUCAAGGCCAGCUGAAGCUGCUGUUCGCCAAUGCUUGCGUGCAGACCUACCGCUUCCACUCGGGUCUGGGCGGCGACAUCAGUGUGCAUGAAAUCAUGGCCGAGAGCCAGCUCUGCUUCCAAUUUCCCCAGCAUUUGUUAGGUUUGUGGAUCCAAGAGGAGAAGGAGCUUCUGCAGGAGGUGGCGGGGAUGGGGGAGUUGGUGGAGCCUUGGCACACGCGCCAAGUGGAGCUGCUAGACAGGCAUCUCCAUCUGCUCCAUCUCUAUUCACAGGCCAAGGAGAACCUUACUGCUCACAAAGGUGCAUUGUUCAAGCCAAGCUCUCGCAAGAGUGACCGCUCGCUGGAGUUUGCACCAAUCAACCUCCAUUUGCAACGAAUGUGGGUGCAGAACGAAACGCUGAAGAAGUGCGACUUCUACGACAUAAUCACAGUCGGCGCCUUCACCGCUCACUCUCACAAGUCGAAAAAUGGCGGCCUCAUCAAAUUGUUACAGCAAUUGAAAGAAUCGCCCACCAGAAGUAACGUAUCUCCUCCAGGAAACACCAAAAUCGCUAUGGCUAAUGACACUAUUCAGGCGAUAAAACAAUUGAGACGUGAAGUAGUAGACGCUAUGAGAGCUCUGAUGAAGUUGGCCAAAGAGAAGCAGACCGCUGGAAUGCUACCGAUUUGUGAGGAUAUGAUUUCAAAGACACGAAUUCUGCUGAGCCUCUGGGAUCCAGGUCUAGUGGAAGAGGCGCUGUCGUUUGUGGAAGAGCACAAGGUGUCCAUCUCGGAGGAGACGACGAACACGAGUGGCGAGGAGAGCCUCACUCUUUCCCCCUUUAAGCGCAUCACACAGCAGCUCAGCUUCAACGAACUCAAAUCGCCCGACCUUGACGAGCUGGUCACUCCGGACAGUCCACGCUGUCUGAAGGGGUUCUGGGACGUGCCUCGUAAAUCAAAUCUAGAGCAGCAGGUUCACGAUGAAGAUGACGACGUGGAAAAACAGUUUUCCGCUUUCCCUGACGCUGACGACGACGAUAGAAGCUAUGGGAAAAAGUCGUCGAUUGACGAAAACUCAAACGUGGCCACUGAUGACAGUCGAGAUGAUGAUGAAAUCGAGAAUGAGUUCCCGGUGAUGACUAAUGGCUUCGACUGCGAGAUUGGUCGCCGGUUUCUGGACACGCAUGCCAUGUGCAGCUCUCCGUCGGCCAACUAUUACAAGCCGACCGAUGAACCCGAGCCCUGGGACCUCACCCAGCUCAAUAUCGAGGCUAGCGUCAUGUGUCUCGUCAGCAAGGUCAAGUUUCUCUGUGGUCGGUGCGGGUCGCCAGCUGUCAGGCUAAGGACUCAACGAAGCAUCGGAAGGUCGAGGAGUUUCCGCAGCGAUCUCUCGUCGCAUCAAGACGUGGUGACUAGUCAACCAUCCAACACCACGGCUGCCAACGGAAGCACCAUUGUCACGCAGCCCAGAGCCAUGCGUACCAACAGUGACGAUGCUAUCAACAAAGCGGUGGACUGUGCCACAGUGGUGCGCAACAAGUUCACUGAAGGCCUGGACUUCGCGACGAUGACUGAUUGGACGGUGGAGCUGCGGCCGAGCAUGCGCAAACUGCGUCAAGCCAUGGACGGCCUACUGAAGACGGCACGCCUCACGCACAGUGUGUUCCGCGUGCAGGAGGAUCGGCGAGCCGCGCAACGAACGUGCAACGUGCGCUACCGACGUCAUGUCUGCUUCUCGCAAGCGUUGACGUCGCUUGUGACCGCCCUCAUGGCCAAACUAUGGUGCCAAAAACCGGAUCCCACCUUCUUGCUGAUUCUGAGCUCAAUCGGACCGUUGAUCUCGUUCGAAUGUCUGCUGAGUUACUUUGGCGAUGAGAUCGAUAUGUGGGGAGACAUGUCUAUUGCCGUCGAAGAUCUUCGAACAGUUACUUUUACUCCUGUUCGUUGCCCGGCUGAUAUAAGGAGCAGCCAGCAGAUAGUGCCGAAAGUGACAGGCUCGCGGGCGGCGCUGACAGUGCUCCUCCCUGUGCCCGAAGCUGUCCACUCGCUGCUUCCACUCGCGUCUGCGUCGGCGUCGGCGUCUUUCCACGUGACGCCCGUCUUCUUGAACGUGGGCAUCAACGAGAUGGCGACCGUGGCCGAGAGCCUGGGCGCCACACGGCCGCAGGAACGCAGCAACGUCGACAACUUCGAUCGACUCAACCAGUACUACCACCGCUUCAAGAAGCUCAACAUCAGCGAAAAACGAGGUGCCAUCGGCUCGUUUGCUCUUUCUCCUACGUUGUCGGAACUGAUUGAGAAUAUGAAAACAAUGGUCAACAAUCCGACCAGUAAAAAUGUGGAAAUACUUCAUAUCGCAGCCAGAAUAUGCCGUAGGAUGAAAGGAUUGAGGUUCACAAGCUGCAAAAGUGCCAAAGAUAGGACGGGCAUGUCAGUCACUCUGGAACAGUGCAAUGUGCUGAGGCAAGAAUAUGAUUUGGCUGAACAUGAGUUCCAAAGGGCACUAGAUUGUAUGAGAAGUGAAGGAUGCAGGAGAGAAAAUACUUACAAGAAUAUAGGAGUGAGGAAAUACGCUUUCAACAGCGUCCAGCUAUUAACGUUUCCAAAACUGUACAGACCACCUGCAGGCACUUACGGCUCAGCUCAAACCUAAUAUUCAUGUCAAACAAUCAUCGAUUUUUGUAUAAAGCGUAAAUUGUUACAAUCAUCAGUAAUUAUCAUUUGUACAAUGUAUUUCAGCUUUAAUAGUUUAGGAUUUUAAUGCUUCCGUUAAUUAAUGUAUUGUUGAUUCAAUUUAUAUUAUGUAGAUAAGGGUGGACAAGAGAGUACGCAUCAUCAUUCUUCUAUCUGGGAUAUGAAGAAGCUGUUGAUUUGAUUUUUGGGAUCCCUGUAGAUUUUACUUUUUACAAACUUUCUCUUGAAGACUUGGGCACAUCUAACUUUAAUUGAUGGAAAGAAUGCACCAAUAACAAAAUAAAAUUAUCAAGUUGGAGGUUAUUGUCUGAAUCUAAAGCUCAGAUAAUGAUAAAUUUCUCCAUGCAUAUGAAAAUUUAAAAAUAAUGGGAUAAAAUUUCAUAAAUUUUAAAUAAUAAUAUUCUAAAUAAUCCAAUUAAGGAGGAGGCCUGAAUGUCUAGAUAAAAAGGACCUAAAAAUUAGAAUUAGAUGUGGUUGGAUGUUGAUGUUAUUGUAUUUUGUUAUAACCUCUUUUUCGAUUAUCUUGACGUACUUAUGUCAUGGCGACUGAAACUUAUAAAUCUCUACUCUCAAUGCAUACUCUAUUCGUGAUGCAUAUUGAAUAAUUAUAGAAUAAAUAUUAUUUAUUAAUCUUAGAAAAAGAGUACAAGUUUAAGAUUUAUUCUAUGAUAAAUUAAUGUCAAUUCAAGUUUGGGUUAUACUUCCAAAUUUCAAUUUAUUAGAAUUGUAAAUACGUUAGGGUGAAAAAUAUUGUAUCUACUAGUCAUAGAUUCGUUGUUUAAAAUAUUUCUAUCUUAACUUUAUUUAUUGAUCUUUCAAUUAAAUUAAUAUUUGUUAUAUUUUGAUUCAUUAACUAACAAUUGUUAUUAUUGAAUAAUUGUUAAGUGACCAAUCGCACAACAUUUUUCUUAUAUAUUUUUUUCAUCACCGUAGUAAUCUUGUAUUAGAAGCAUCAUCUCUAGUGACAUUAUUUAGAUAAAUAUUACAAGUCUAUCUUGAUAAUGAUCUGAAGUUAAAUAUUGCAAAAUAUUGAUUACAAAUCAUCCAAUGGUUUAUAUAAAUGUGCCAAAAAACGUAUUAUAUUUAUUGUUGUACAUGUUAACACUCUUGUAUUUGUAAAAAUUCACUAGAUAUU